AUUUUUCAUUCCUUUUAAUUAUUUCCUUGCACUCUUAUCAUUACAUGUUCAAGUAUUUUUAUUAAUAGCUGCAUACCGAGAGAUAUGUUUUUCUUCAAUGCAAUUUUAAAAAGUUUUCAUGCAGUCAAGUAAGCAAAGCUUUGCAGAGAGACCGGAAAUAUAAAACACACAGAUGCAUGUAUGACCGUGGUGGAGAAAUUGACACAGGAUGCUAGCGUCAAUAUGGGCGACACUUCUCUCAUUAUGGUUCUGGGUUGUUUUAGCAGAUGAACUUCUUGCUGCAGGAACAGGCUGUUCAUCCAAUCCAUGUUUGAACAAUGGCACAUGCGUACCAGCUUUCUUCCGGUGCCAGUGUCCUGAAGGGCAUGCAGGCCAAAAUUUCGACGGAUUCACGCAGCUCACUGGGAGGAUUCACUUCCGGUUUUCUGUCUGGAAUGAGCGCCAUGUUGUUCCUGUUUGUGACAGUCUGUGGCUCCAUGUACCUUGCCAGGAAAUACGAGGAACACAAAGAACUCAAAAGAAUGAGAAAAAGACAGGAGGUACUGCAGAUACAGGAAAAUGGCCACAAUUAAUGAUCUCUUCAACAGUUCAUUUUUGAUCCCAAUGAUUUUUAUGAGUUUUAAAGCUAAAUCCGUAGUUAUCAAUCAUUAUUUGUGGUUUUUCUAGUAUGAGGUUUGGUGUGACCUUCACGACAAAUAUAAUUUUUGGAAAAUUCUUCGAGUAAACAAUUUACGUUUUGUUAAAACAGCCUGGGAGGUGCUCUGUUUUCCAGUUGCCAACACUUGAACAUGCGAAAUACUAUAGUAAGUAGUGAUUGGUUAAAAUAUUGAUGUAAACUCGUUGAUUAGAUAUUAUAUUCUGAUACUAGCAAUAAAUUUGUUGAAUUAUU
Molecule: messenger RNA, 889 nt
Organism: Saccostrea echinata
Lineage: Eukaryota; Metazoa; Mollusca; Bivalvia; Ostreida; Ostreidae
Exons: 4
Coding region: 318-572 (84 amino acids)
Source: RefSeq, a predicted model, not a curated record